CUGCGCACGACACGUUUCUCUCGAAGGGGAUAUCGGCUCAUUGUGUGUCUGUGUGGCUCAGUCAAACGACUGAAAUUUAUUAUUAUUAUUUUACGACUUUUUAUUUUGUGUUUUGUGCGUAUUUUACAGCUGAGUGGCCGUCGUGAACAAGCUCCGAGGCAGAGGUCACACAGAGUCAAUACAGCAGCAGUGUUAGCAGUUGCCUUGUGUUCAGUCCAGGCAGAGCUGAGCCUCGAGCCAGACUGCUGACCUGCUCGUGGUUUCUCACAGCACUGAAUCACUGCUACAGCUGCUCCUACUGAGGUUAACAAGGGAAAAGGAUUGUGUUCCCGUUAUGGACAGCAUGCUGGAAAAUCUCUCAAAAACUGAGUUCAUCAGCAUUUGUGUUCAGAAUCCAAGGCUCCAUAAAGAUGACCUCUGGCACACGCACGUAGACUACGAGAUCUGUUUACAGACCAAUAGCAUGUGUUUUCGAAAGAAGACUUCCUGUGUAAGACGGCGUUACAGUGAGUUUGUCUGGCUGCGCCAUUGUCUGGAACAGAAUGCUCUGAUCAUGGAAUUACCAAAAUUGCCUCAUUGGAACCCUUUCUUCAGUCUGAGGAACACAGAACAGGUCUCGCAGAGGAUGAAAGGCCUGCAAGGGUUUUUAGAAAGUGUUCUUCAUACACCAUUAUUGUUAUCAGACAGUCGGCUCCACCUGUUCCUCCAGUCGGACCUCAGUAUCACAAAGAUCGAGAGGUGUGCUCAUGGUAAGACCAGGUACACAGUGGCCGAAGCCAUACAGCGCUCCAGCAGGGUUUACAUCAGUGGAUCAGAGGACAAGGGCUCCUGUGACUCUGACUGUGAAAGCAGCUCUUCAUCGUCAGGCUUGGGGCUAAGCGUGGACACUCCAAUGCGAGGAAGCCCACUCCCCUUCUACGAGUCCUCUGACAGAGACCCAGAGCUCUUCAGCUGUCUUUAAGAAUCCCUCACCACACACAUCGAGCCCUGAUGCACAGCAAUUGUAUUUCCACCUUCCUUUUUCUCUUAGGGCAACCUAACCUGUUUUGUGACGCUCUUUCUUUUCUUAAAGACCAAAAACCUUUCUUUUACUUCUGUUCACUUCCUUAUUCCCCUUAAAUGUUUGUUUUAAUAAUUUGCUUUAGCUUUCUCUUAAAGCAAUACCUGUCAUUUAAUUUAGUAUGUACUUAAAAAAAAAAAUAUUUUUCAUAUUUUAAAAAAUGUAUAGUAAACCUAUGUUUGUAAUGGUAAAUUCUUAAAUAUUUCCUAUUAUGUUUAUAUUUUUAUCAGCACUGAAGCUGUACUGUGGUUAGCAAGGGAUGGUUUUUGAGUUGUAGACACGUCUUUUAGAAAAAUAUUUGAGAACACUUUUAUGAUUUGUUAAUGGAUGAAUAAAUUGUCUUAUUUUGA
Molecule: messenger RNA, 1410 nt
Organism: Seriola dumerili (greater amberjack)
Lineage: Eukaryota; Metazoa; Chordata; Actinopteri; Carangiformes; Carangidae
Gene: snx10a
Product: sorting nexin-10A-like
Exons: 7
Coding region: 335-961 (208 amino acids)
Biological process (GO): intracellular protein transport
Molecular function (GO): phosphatidylinositol binding
Source: RefSeq, a predicted model, not a curated record